Molecule: messenger RNA, 1789 nt
Organism: Alnus glutinosa
Lineage: Eukaryota; Viridiplantae; Streptophyta; Magnoliopsida; Fagales; Betulaceae
Product: double-stranded RNA-binding protein 1-like
Exons: 6
Coding region: 249-1646 (465 amino acids)
Molecular function (GO): double-stranded RNA binding
Source: RefSeq, a predicted model, not a curated record
CGUCCCCCAGAGUAUCAUUUUCCCCUUGCUAAGAAAAGAAUGCGAACAAUCAUUUCAUUCAAACUAAACAAAAGAAUAUGAACAAUCAUCUCAUUCAUACUUCUUAAUACUCUAGCUAUACCAAACGUACCGAGAGAGGAUUGCCCUCCCAUUCCCUCCGGAACCAGUUGUAACUUCUCAGCACAAACCCUCCCCCAUCCAUAUCAGUUAUCACCCACAGCAAAUUAAGAACAAGAAGGCCGAAAGCAAUGUACAAGUCGAGGCUGCAAGAGCUGUGCCAACAAAGGUUGUGGACCUUACCGGAGUACGCGAGCAUAAGGGACGGCCCAGACCACAACCCUCAAUUCACGGCCACCGUCACCAUCAAUGGCGAACGCUUUCAGACUCAGAACCCUUGCAAAUCAUCCAAAGAGGCACAGAACGACGCCGCUCGCGUUGCCUUCUCCCACUUCACCAAACCUAAGCCUCCCCCGCCUCAGCCUUCCGUUCCCUCAUCCUUCGGUCAUUUCCCACAGCCUUCACUUCCCUCAUCAUCUGAUGCUUCAAGUGAAAGUACUGAUUUGGAUAUUGUACUCCCUGUGAGCAAUGCAUUACAACCAAAAAUACAAGAAAUAUAUCAAACUCCUCAGGUCAAUGGAAAUGCUUUACAUGUCAACAAUGAUGAUAGAUCUAGAGAUAUGCAACAUUUGUACAAGAAUCAUCUCCAAAACUAUGUUCAAAAGAGAAAUCUCAGUCUACCUGUGUACUCUUGUGAACGUGAGGGCCCUCCUCAUGUUAGUCGCUUCAAGUGUAAGGUCACAAUUGAUGGACAAACCUAUGAGAGUCCAGAGUUCUUUUCCACUUUGAAGGAUGCUGAACAUGCAGCUGCAAAAGUUGCUUUAACUUUAUUGUCGCCAGAUGUAGAGGAUGAUUUUGGACUUUACAAGAACCUUCUACAAGAGUUGGUUCAGAAAGAAGGUUUUUGCUUACCAGUUUAUGAUACAAACAGAUUUGGUGAAACUCAUGUACCGAUUUUUGUUUCGACUGUGGGGAUAGACGGAGAGAUUUUUAAAGGGCAUGAAGCAAGGACCAAAAAGCAAGCAGAGAUGAGUGCUGCAAAGGUUGCUUGCACUACUUUGAAAGAGCGUAAGUCAGGUCAGAGCCCUUUGAUUCUGCGCUCUCCUCUCCAAGAAGAAGCUCCUGAGUUCUCAUCUUCUAGCUUGCGACCAAAUUUCACUGCUGAUCUGCAACAGCAUGUUGGACCCAAAGCCCCCUCCAUGAGUAUGAAUCCAUGCACCAUUACUGAGGGACAACCUGAGGAGGAUAGAGUAAGUGCCGAAGACAGCCGUUAUCGUCCCUACAGUCUAUCUUCAGGAUCUGAUUCCAUUACAAGUAGCAGAGGUGCAUCUUCAUCCGACUCUUUCAAUGAUUGCGCACCGGACACAGUCUUCUCUGCUCGAUGCAUGUCUGAAAAUAGCCUUUCUCCACCUUCUGACUGCUCCACUAAGUUGGCUGUGGACUCAAGUCAUGAGCUGGCAGCUGGAAUGAGUACCUCAUCCUGCAAAAAGGUAUAUGUUUACCCACGCAUGCCAAACAUGACAAGUCCUAAGGGGUGCACUAUAUUGCCCAGGAGUGAUGAUAAAUGGGUGGCUUACUCCCCAAACUGAGACAGUAGCUUAGCUUGUGGGAUUACCAGUUUUAUUUCUAAUGACUGUAACGUUAAUGAACUCUCAGUUGUACAUGCCAUUUAUCUAAACAUAUGAUGAUGCUGAAAGUGAAUAAGAAUUGGUAAGGAUGGAUUUGACAAUAA